AAAGAAGAAAUUUGUUUAUGUUUACAUUUGAAAAUAAUGGAAAUUCGUCCAAACAAUAUUAAUAAUCAAUGUUCCUUGUGUGGUAAUAACGGAAAUGAGAUAGAAUUAACUAAUAUUGAGUUGAACUCACUGAAAUGUGGAAACAAUAUUUUGGAGUUUUCAAGUUUAAUAUCAGAACUUCUUUUUUGUAAUCUUCCUCAUGGAUAUGUUUGCUCAGAAUGCCUACAGCGGUUGGUAGAAUUCUACUUAUUCAAGAACAUUGUGGAUGCACACAUUAAGAAUCCAGAAAUUAUUCAAAAACUUCAGAUAGUCAACAAACUGAAUUCUUUUCUAGACGAUUUUGAAUAUGAGGAAAAGUUUGCAGUCUUGAGAUACAAUCAAUGUUUCACAGUUGUUCCAGAAUCUAAAAGAAGUCUUAUGGAGAAUUUUCAGAACUGGCAACCGCGUGUGAUGUUGCAAAAGAACCAAGAUGAGAAGCAACGUGGGUUGAAAGAUCAAAAACCAAUUAUGAACUUUGAAAUUAAGUCUGACAUUAACGACUAUGAAGAAGUAAUUUAUUUGGAGGAGAAUUUUGAUGAAAACGUUUUAGAAGAAAAAGAAGAAUCACUUAAACAAGAAGAUUCAAAAAUCGUUAUUGAAAUCGACAAUGAAAUGAAGACAAAAACACAAGAUCGUCAAUGGGCAAACGAAGCAACAAAAUCUUGUUAUUCUAUAAAAGAAUCAAAUGACAGCAUCAUACCAAUCUGGACUUGUUGUUAUUGUAGGAAAAUUUAUCAAAGUGCACAAGCAAUGAGAUUUCAUCUUCUCGCAAAACAUCUGCAAAAUAUUAAUGAAGGUAAAAAUAAAUCAAAUCUUCAGACCAACGAGGAAAUGAAGUGGAUUAAAAAUGAAACUAACUCUCGAAAAACAACAAGUGGUUCCUUCGAAAGUCAUUUGAAUGAAAGUCAUCUCGAGAAUGUGCAAUCAAAUGUUGGAAAAAUUAAGAAAACCAUGCAUGAUCUUCGAUGGACAUGCAUCGAGUGUUGUUUUAAGUUUUCAUCUCAACGAACUUUCAAUUCUCAUUUGAAACUACAUGAAAAGCUUAAAGGAUUGAUUAGUUUUACUGAAAUAUUUUAUUGUGAACAAUGUCAAAUGUUUUUCCGUAAUACGAAUGAUCUUAAUUUUCACAAAAGUGCCAAAAACCAUGAAGAUAGACAAUCAGUUCUCAUUCCAGCAACAGGAAUUGCUUUACAAAAAACGAUUUCAUUUAAACGCUUGUCAACUUUACCAGGCGUUGACAACAACCAAGGAGAUUUAAUGUGUGGUCAUUGUGGGAAAAAGUUUUCUAAUGAAAAUAGUAGCAAAAUUCAUCUUUUAAUUCAUCACAUUAAUCCCUUGAUUUGUCCAAAAGAUGGUCGUCAAUUCAAUUCAAUGCAUCCAUACUUGUUACAUCUUCAGAGAGCACAUUCGGAUUUGUGUCCCGAAUUUUUAUUAUGCACACAUUGCAAAUUUUCUUUUGACAACAUUUAUGAAAAAUUGGCGCAUAUGAAACAAUGUAACGAGAAAAAGUUUUCGUGUGAUCAUUGCGACAAAAAAUUCUCUAACAAAACUUAUCUCAAUAGUCACUUAAGAAGAGAAAUGGGACUUUUAAAUGUUACUUGUCAAUAUUGUGACAAGAUCUUUAAAGGAAAAGAUGAACUUAAAACUCACAUGCGAUCACACACCAAAGAAAGACCAUACAAAUGUCCAAUUUGUAAUAAAUGUUAUACAACAACAUCGGCGAGAUCAUCUCAUAUGGAGACACAUAAAAAUACGAUGAUUCAAUGUGAAAUUUGCUCAGUUAAAUUCGUGGCACGACGACAUUAUAUUCUUCAUUACAGGAGAUAUCACGAUGACAAUUAUAGGCAAAAAAAGCUUCAAGAACAGACGUGUCAGUAUUGUGGAAAACAAUUCCUACGAAGAGAUCAUUUUCGAGAACAUUUACAAAAAUCGCACAAUAAAGAAAUUUAAGAAAUUUAACGGAUU
Molecule: messenger RNA, 2004 nt
Organism: Clunio marinus
Lineage: Eukaryota; Metazoa; Arthropoda; Insecta; Diptera; Chironomidae
Source: the annotation of a GenBank genome assembly